Molecule: messenger RNA, 936 nt
Organism: Tetrapisispora phaffii CBS 4417
Lineage: Eukaryota; Fungi; Ascomycota; Saccharomycetes; Saccharomycetales; Saccharomycetaceae
Gene: GET4
Product: protein GET4
Exons: 1
Coding region: 1-936 (311 amino acids)
Biological process (GO): protein insertion into ER membrane
Cellular component (GO): TRC complex; cytosol
Molecular function (GO): protein binding
Source: RefSeq, a predicted model, not a curated record
AUGUCAUCAAACGCUAAGUUAACUAAAACAUUACAAAGAUUCGAAACUAGAAUUGCAGCUGGAGAUUAUUAUGAAGCUCAUCAAACUCUUAGGACAAUUGCAAACAGAUUUGUGAGGGCAAAAGCUUACGGUGAUGCUAUUGAUUUGAUUACUGAAGGUGCUUUAUCAUUUUUAAAAGUUAAGCAAGGUGGUUCUGGUACUGAUUUGAUUUUUUACUUACUAGAAGUGUAUGAUGUUGCAGAAAUUAAAGCUGAUGAUACUUCCGUCUCUAGAUUAGUGCAGAUAUUGGUGAACGUUGAUGUUUCCGAACCAAACAUCAAAGAUGUGAUUGUCGGAAUGAACAAUUGGUCUGUCAAAUUUGGAGAUUGUAAAUUUGGUGACCCAUAUCUGCAUAGUGUCAUGGGCAAGAAACUACUAGAAAGUGAUCAAUAUGUAUAUGAAGCCGAGAGAUAUUUGUUACUUGGUACAGAUGAUUCAUUACAAAAAUAUAUUGAAUUAAUGUGGGAUUGGUUAUUACAAGAAUAUGAAUCCAAUGGAUCAACAGGAAAUCCAAACGUCAGUGCCUACUUUAGUAGACUAAUAUUAAACUAUCUGUUCAUUUCAAACAUAUCAUUUGCUUAUGAAGCCAAGGAGAAGUUCUUGACGUUUUAUAUCAACAAAUUUUCUCCAAAGUACGAAAAAGUAGACAAAAAUGGAUUCAUUAUGUACCUUUUCGAAGACUAUAAAGACUUGAACUUCUUACAAUUAUUACUUCUUGUCUGUCAAACUAAAAAUAAAGAACUAUUUUUAAGUUUAAAACGCUUCUAUUCAGAAGAAUCCAGCAAAUAUGCAUCCGAGCUUGCAUUUUUAGGUCAAGAGUACUUCAAUAUUGUUGCACCAAAACAAUCAAACUUCUUACAAGAUAUGAUGUCCGGUUUCUUAGGUGGUAGUUUAUAG